Messenger RNA from Durusdinium trenchii, 2566 nucleotides. The record is from the annotation of a GenBank genome assembly. Lineage: Eukaryota; Dinophyceae; Suessiales; Symbiodiniaceae.
CUCCACUUGAUAGAACUUGGAUGUACGAGACGGGGGCGGUAAUGCAGAGCCAUGACCAUGAUGAGUACUUUUACGAUCCUGAUGAAGCAGACGACGAUGCAGAUGAGGAGUCGGACCACGAGUACUUCUCAGCGUGCUUGACUCAGGAUUCGUUUGUUGCAUCGGGCUCUGAACAGGGACUUCUUUGUCAAGUUGCUGAGAGACUUCCAUUCCUGAACAAUGUGAUGCAAGCGCUGCACAGCAGAGCUGGUGAUGAGGAGUCACUGCACCGUGCCAGAAAGGUGAACCCCUUCCGGGCCUCUGGGCGUUUGGCCCGGGGUGCUGAGCAUGUGCCAUUCCUGAACAAUGUGAUGCAGGGCCUGCAUCGUGUGCGCGGGAAGAGUGAAGAGCUGAGACGAGCGAAAAAGAAAAACCCUCUGGGGGCGAAUGGUUACGUCACAAAGUUUGGCGAGCACAUCCCUGGAUUAGCGGAUACCAUUUGUUGCAUCCAUAAAUUUAGAGGCUUGGAUGCAGAAGCGGAACGGGCUCGGGCUUUCUCACUUCAUCGAAUGGUGGGCCGCCAGGGUGCAAUCACACAGCUGGCACAGCUUUUGCCUGGAACAAAUCUCAUUGCUGCUCUCUUAGCCGAAGCAAAAGGCGAUCGGAAAGAGGCUGUAAAGGCGAUGAACUUGUUGAAGAGUUGGCGGGAUGUGGCCUCCGCAGAUGGAGCUCUAGCGCGUGUGGCCGAGCUGUUGCCUGGAGUGGAUAUCAUUUCUUUUGGUCUCAUGGUGAAUCACGGCCAUUUUGCCCAUGCAGUUCGAGCCAUUUGCAAAACUCGAUGGGUGGACGUCACAGCAAAGUCUUCGACUUUAACACUGUCCACUGGAUGCGUGGAGGACUGGGUGGUGCAAUCGGUGGAUUCUGAUGUGGUGGUUCAACCUCGAGCGACUUCACUGGCAAGCGGUUUGGUUGACGUUUUCAUUCACCUUUUGGACUUUGACCAGCAUGGAAAUCAACGCUGGGUGACAAGAGGCUUGGAGCAUGAGCUGCCAUCGGCUUGCACAAGGAAGAAGAGAAGAGGCCUGAGAAGAGCUUUUGAAGAUGUCAAGAUCAUGAAGGCGAACCAAGCGAUGCAUGGCAUGCUGGACUAUUUGUUUCUGAGCUCUCCAUGCUUGGUUGCUUAUCUCGUGGAGCUUGCAAACUGGGCUGUGUAUGAUUGGACAGCAUCAUCCCCCACAAGUAGAUGUGUUCUGAGGACAUUUUCUAUUCUCUUCCCUCCAAUGGUAUGUAGAAGCCUUCCUGAUACUGCACCAAGUGCUGGCCUGGGCCGUGCUGUACAGAACUCUUUGCCGGGAGUUACAACAACACAUGGUCAGAUGCCUGUGAACCCCUCCAACUUCCAGAUUCCAGCUGUGCACAUUGAAGAGAAACACACCCUUUGCAACCUUGUCCCAUCCGUUUGUGCAGGUGCUUCGUGUGUCUCGAUCUCCUGCGUGGCAGCAGGUAUGCAUUCUUUAUUACCAUUGGCCUGCUUGUCAGGCUGCCUGGCAGGCGUGGGCUUGCUUCACCGAAGAAUUAAGAGCAAUUUAACGCGCUGGCUGAACCAGUUCAAUGCUGAAUCUUGGAAGUCGAUGGCAGCGCCAGUAGUGCCGCUCACCAGGCAAAUUGAACAGUCAGAUGAGCUCCCUCCACAGUCCGUUUUGGAAUGGGCGAUCUAUGAAAACGUCCCUGAGAGUGUCAAUGAAAUUUUUGAACCUCAGGGUGUUACCUUUGAAUGGUCGAGGACUCUUUUAGAGGAUGUUGGAUUUGCAGAGCUUUUUCGCAACUACGUGCUCCACGAAUGGCUCUCAAAACAACGCAAGUGGAACUGGAUGCACCCAGCCUUUUGGAUAUUGCACUUCUUCGAAGCACCUUUGCGAGGAUUCUUGAACGCGUCCUUUGAUGGUCAACAUGUGCCAUUGGUCAUUCCGAUUGAGCUACCAGCAGGGAACUACAGCAGUGGUCUUUGGCUUCCUGAGAUCAGGGUAAUGCUGGUUCUUUGGCUACAGUUUCAGAAUCAUCACUACGUCACUGGAAUUGAAGCGGUGAUAAUUGAUGGUAUGCUUGAUCAGAUUGCCAAUGCAGUCAAAGCGCAAAGUCUUCCCCAUGACUACGACUGGCGGGAGGAGGAUCCUCGACUGACAGAUUUCACUGAGCCAAUCAAUCUGAAAUUUGAUGUUGCUCUGCGGUGGGGUCGGGAGGACUGCGUUUUCAUUAGCCCCGUGCUCCCUGCAAGCAGAAGUUCUGAACACAACCAUCUCGAAAUCUUGCAAGACAAUUUAGGACAAGCUGUACAUAGAACUGAAGGACUUAGCAGUGAAGCUGUGCUUGCCGAAAUGAGGCUAUGCAAAUUGUUUCACAGCAACGUGAACUAAUGAGUCUUUGCACGGCGGAACCUUGCUUGCCUCUUGCCCGGCGAAGAGAGCCAAAGGGUCUGAAGUUCUAAAGAAUGCCAUCCAGAAGGCUCUUUGCCGUGAAUGUCUUCAAACUAUCAUCAAGAGGAGCAAUGAAUCCUUGAGAUGCUUUUAUUUGGCUUUGUUGAGUUGGC